GCAAGCCCCGCGUUUUACAGUAUGAUAGAAACGUGUGAGUUUGUAAUAAGGAAAAUCUGAUAUUUCUUGCAGAAGAAGAAGAAGGAGAAUACUACUGGAACGUGAACAGAUCAAUAAUCGAGGAAGGACAUUGAUGCACCCUCCUCUUGCGAUCAAGUAUAUCACCUUUCCGAUAUUGUUUAACCAUUUCACCAUAGCAAAACAAUUGCAUGAAAUGCUUUAAUGGAUCUUAUCUCUUUAGAUAUCCUACAUGAAAUCUGUACAGCUAACGGUAUCCAAUCAGAGAAUCUCGCUGUAGACAUCUUUCAUAAUCAUAUCUUGUAUAUAAUAUUUUCUGGUUUUCCUAAAUGGAUAUCUCUACAAAGUUUCCCUUUUCUUACUGAAUUGGUUAUCAUCUCUCAGGAAAUUAAUCAAAUGGCUAAAUUAGAAACAUGCCCAAAUUUAAAAAAAUUAUGGUUAUGUGAGUGUAAAAUAAUAAAAAUUGAAAAUCUUAACUCAUGUAAACAACUCUGUGAACUUUAUCUUUAUGAGAAUUAUAUUAAAAAAAUUGAAAAUUUAUCAGGAAAUCGUCAACUUGAAUGUUUAUGGUUGAAUGAUAAUCAAAUUAGUGUUAUUGAAGGAUUGAAUGAUUUGAAAGCAUUAAAACGACUCAAUUUAUCUGGGAAUAAUAUUCAUAACCUUGGUGAUGGUUUAAAAUAUAAUUUAAAAUUGGAAAUAUUAUCAAUUUCAGGUAAUCGAUUAUGGAAUCCAAAUGAAAUAUCUAUGUUAAGUAAACUAUCUUAUUUAACAUCAUUAAAUAUUAAUGAACCAGAAUAUUUAAAAAAUCCUCUCUGUAAUAAUCCUAAUUUAUUAAUUAUUCUUAUGUAUAAAUUACCACAAUUAUCAAAAAUCGAUCAAAUCAAUAUUGAUUAUUUAGAUUUAAAAAAUGCUAUAAAAAGUAUAAUACAAAAUAAAAAAAGUUAUUAUAUGAUGAAAUGUGAAAAUUAUCGAACAAUUAUUAAUCAAAAAAUUUAUAAUUUGAAAAAAAUUUUAAAUAAUAUACAAAUUAAAAUUUAUGCACAUAUUAAAUUGUUGGAUAAAAUAUUAAAAUCUUUAGAGAAUGAAGAGAAGAAGAAACAAAUGAAAAAUAAUGAGUUAGGUAUUACUUAUGAAAUAAAUAAUAUUUCAUAUUUAAUAAAUGAAUUUAAUCAAAAAAUUAUUUAUUGGGAGAAUAUUCUUUAUAAAUAUAAAUUGAAAUAUGAUGUUUUAUGUAAUCGACUUGAGGAACAUUUAAAUUUUCGAUCAAAUUUAUAUAAUUUAGAAUUAGAAAUGUUUGGUUAUUUAGAAAUUCAAGAAGGUUGUAUAAAUGAUGAUUGGUUUAUUGAUUGUAGUCAAUUAAUUAUUUCAAGAUUAUGUUGUCAUAAUGAUAUUGAGUCAAUAAUAAGCGGAAUUCGUAUUUUAUAUAUCUAUAAAAUCAAUAAUAAAUUAUUUCAUUAUUUAGAUAAUAAUGAAUUAAAUAAGUCAUUAAAUAAUCAAUUAACAUUUUUUAACUAUCUGUUUAUGAUACGUCCUAAAGAAUUGGAUGAAAUAAAAACAUAUAUUGACAUUAUACGUAUCGGGUUUCAUAACAGUAAUCAAUAUAAACUGAGUAAUAGUAUAAAUAUGGCGGAUAGUUUAAAUUUGCAAAGAUUAUGUCAUGAUGCCUAUGAACCAAAUUUUAAUCGACAUAAUUAUAUUGCUCGUUUAUUGGUAGUCAAAGUGUGUGCUCCAAGAAAUCAUAACAACCACAAUAAUAAUGAUAGCGAUAGUGAAGGAAGUAUAAACUCUGAAGUGAAUUUAAACAAUUCAGCUACGCUACAUAAAACUACACGAAGAUGUUGUUGCCCUACCCCAAUAAUAAAUUCUAUUCCAUUACAAAAUGAAUUAGUUUAUCCUGAAUUUUUAGUCGAGAUUGAGUAUAUAUUGAAAGAUAAUCAUGAAGAUUGUUUAUUUGAUCAAGUAGAUAAUACAUUGAAUAUUAUUAAUAUACCCAUGAAUUUACAAAUAUUUGAUGAACAAAUACAAAUUGAUAAUAAUUUUAUUGAAACAAAUUCAAUUGAAAUAAUGAAAUAUUAUAAAUUAAUUGAUUCAUAUGAUUUUAAUACAAAUCAUUAUACAAUAAUAUUGAAUAAUAUUCAACUUUUAAAAAAUUUAGAUUUUCAAAAUUUUACUAAUUUAUAUUCUUUAAGUAUUAGUCAUUGUGAAUUAGAUAAAUUGCCAAUAUUUCAUUGUAAUAAUCUAAAAAGAUUAAUUAUAAGUCAUAAUAAAUUAACUUCAUUACAAUCUUUAAAUAUUAUGCCAAAGUUAAAUGAACUUAAUAUUGAUUAUAAUCUAUUAACGUGUAUAUUUAAUGUGAUAUCAACAUUGAUUAUAUGUACACCAAAAUUAGAAAAAUUAUCAUUUCGUGAAAAUCCAUGGAUAUUAUUAGACAAAUUAACACGUAUUUAUACAUUAAUAAAUAUACCAGAUAUUAAAUAUUUUAAUAUGCAAUCAAUUAAUUAUGAAGAGAUUGAAAUAGCUAAAAAAUUAUUUAAUUCAUGGAGAAUAACAUCAAAAAUGAUUGUUAAUAAUGUAUACAAUUGUAUAACUACUAUAAAUGAUAUUACAAUGAAUAAUAAAUCAAUUAUUGAUAAUGAAUUCUAUGAAAAUUUAACUAUAUUUCCUAUAGCCUUUAAUAAUAAACAAUUAAAUACUACUACUAUAAGUGAUCAACAAUAUUUUACAUUGAUCAAUUUCAAUUUUAUUACUUUUCUUUGUUUAAAUUCAUUAAAUAUUUUUAAAAUUGAAAAUUUUGAAAAUUUAACACAUUUAAAAUAUCUUUCAUUGAAUCAUAAUAAUAUAACAAAAAUUGAAGGUUUAAAUACUUGUUUAAAUUUAAUUGAAUUAUCAAUUGAAUAUAAUUUUAUUCAAUCAAUAGAAAAUAUUAAUCAAUUAAAAAAACUUGAAUGUUUAUUAUUAGGCAAUAAUUUAAUCAAAUUAAUUAAUCAUUCACAAUUUAAAUCUUUACUUAAAUUACGUGUACUCAAUUUAACAAGUAAUUAUAUUUCAAAUUUAAAUAAUAUUGAUUGUUGUAACCAGUUAAUUGAAUUAUAUUUAGGAAAUAAUCAAUUAAUGAAUAUUCAAAAUAUUUUAUAUUUAAAAAAAUUAUCUAAUUUAACUAUUCUAGAAUUAUCUGGUAAUCCAAUAAUUAAUCAAAUUAAUAAUUAUCGAUUAUAUAUAAUUUAUUAUUUAAAAUCAAUAAAAGCACUUGAUGGAAUUGAAGUUAAUUCAAUUGAAUUAAUACAAUCUAAAGAAUUAUUCAAUGGACGAUUAUCAUAUGAAUAUUUAAUAGAAUAUUUAGAAAAUGAUAAUUUUUCUAAUCUUGUUCAAUUGGAUCUACCAAAGUGUAUGCUUAAAACAAUUGAUUUUUUAGAUCCAUAUCGAUUAAUAAAUUUAAAAAGUAUAAAUUUAGAAAAAAAUUAUCUUACAUCUUUUGGUGGAUUAGUAUUUUUAUCCAAUUUAAAAGUUAUUUGUUUAAAUGAAAAUUAUUUAGAAGGAUUAUUUUCUAAAAAUAUUUGUUCAUUAGCUAUGAAUUAUAAUUAUCAAAUAACUGAUUCUAUUGAAUCACGAUUUAUUAAUUUAUAUCGAUCAACUCAAUCAAUUUAUCCAUAUUUAAAAGUAUUACAUUUAGCUCAAAAUGGUAUUCGAUCUCUACAAGAAUUUCAAUUUCAUCGUAUGACAUAUCUUCAAACUUUAUUCUUACAAAAUAAUCAAUUGAUUACAGUCAAUGGGUUAGAAGGAUUGAAUCAACUCAAAGAAUUAGUAUUAGAUAAUAAUCGAAUUAAACUUAUCAGUGAACUAUCAUUUUUGUACAAUUGGACACUACAAGAAAUUCAUCUUGAAAAUAAUCAUCUACGUGAAUUAAAUAAUUUAAGUAAACUUGAGAAUUUAAAACGUUUAUAUCUUGGUGCCAAUAAACUGACUGAUUUUAAUGACCUUGAGAAAUUUGCUCAAGGUCAACGGAAUCUUUUUGAAAUCUCAUUAAUUGAUAAUCCAAUCGCUUCAAAACAAAUUCAUCGAUUGAUUUUGGUGCAUAAUAUUCCAAACUGCAAUAUAUUGAUGGUAUCCAGGUGA
Messenger RNA from Heterobilharzia americana, 4131 nucleotides. NCBI's taxonomy places the organism in Eukaryota, Metazoa, Platyhelminthes, Trematoda, Strigeidida, Schistosomatidae. The record is from the annotation of a GenBank genome assembly.